AUGUCCUCAGUGGAGAAAACUGGGGGCAAUCCAGGGUCACAGCAAUUCACCGACCUGCUCGACAAGUACAACCCGGACACCGUGGAGCUUCUGAUCGCGGACAAGGAGGAGGUGAGGCGGGAGCAACGCCUCUACAAAUGCUGGUCUGGGGCCAAGGAGAUCGAAUUGGAGGUAGAUUCCAUCAGCUUUUCGUACGAAAGGGAAGCUUUGGCUCCUCAGCAUGACAGUACGGGUGGCACCGAGAUGAACGAGCAGGACCAGCGACGGGAGAAUCAAAAGAACGAGGUUCGCAAAAUCAAAGCCAAGACGACAGAGUCUCUUGCAAAGAGUGUUAUUCAGCUGGGCAACUCCAACCUGCUCACCAUCAGAGGCUACCGGAGCAAGCUUGUCGCCAACAAUGUGUCUCCCGGCUAUAAUAUACAUGCCCUAAACCAUAAGAACUCUAAGAGUCUCGGCCCCGAGACCAAUAAUUCCUGCAUUAUAUUUAAUCUCCAUGGAGCUGCUAUACAGCUCUACCCGGUAAACCCCAAGGCCAAACGAACCUAA
This is a messenger RNA of Symbiodinium sp. CCMP2592, 546 nucleotides long. The record is from the annotation of a GenBank genome assembly. Lineage: Eukaryota; Dinophyceae; Suessiales; Symbiodiniaceae.